Melozone crissalis (California towhee) is the source of this 1352-nucleotide messenger RNA. It is a transcript of the gene FITM2, whose product is annotated as fat storage inducing transmembrane protein 2. The record is from RefSeq and is a predicted model, not a curated record. Gene Ontology annotation, biological process: lipid droplet organization; phospholipid biosynthetic process; lipid storage. The transcript is spliced from 2 exons. Bases 1 to 816 code for a protein of 271 amino acids. Lineage: Eukaryota; Metazoa; Chordata; Aves; Passeriformes; Passerellidae. Gene Ontology annotation, cellular component: endoplasmic reticulum membrane.
AUGGAGCGGCUGGAGCGGAGCGGGCGCUGGCUGCGGGCCGCGCUGGCCCGCGGGCCGCUGCGCCGCCGCCUCCCCGCGCUGCUGCUCGCCAUCGCCGUGCUCGGCUCCGCGCUCAAGGACAGCGACCUGGUGCCCGACUCGCCGCUGCAGAACAAGCGCAACCCGCUCAACGUAUACUUCGUGAAGGUGGCCUGGGCUUGGACUCUGUGGCUGCUGCUGCCCUUCAUCACCCUCAGCACGUACGAGCUGGGCCGGAGCAAGCUCCUGUUCGGCCGCACGCGGAGCGCGCUGCUGGUGCUGCGGCGCCUGGGGGCCCUGCUGGUGGGCACGGCCGUGUGGUACCUGUGCACUGAGCUCUUCAUCUUCAUAGAGAACCUCACAGGGGAGUGCUCCCUGCAGGGCCAGCCCGGCCAGCCCCCCCGGCCGUACGCCUCCAAGCGCGAGUGCCGGCAGGACGGCGGCGUCUGGAGCGGCUUCGACAUCUCGGGGCACUGCUUCCUGCUCUCCUACUGUGCCAUGAUGAUCCUGGAGGAGCUGGCUGUGCUGGAAGCGCUGGCCAUAGAGCACGGCUCCAAGCUGAGGGUGGUGAUCAACGUGCUGCUGGUUUCCCUGUGUUCCCUCACCAUGAUCUGGGUGUUCAUGUUCCUCUGUACUGCCCUGUAUUUCCAUGACUUCAGCCAAAAGCUUCUCGGUGUGCUGAUAGGUCUGGCAGCUUGGUAUGGGACAUACAGGUAUUGGUAUUUGAAGCCCUUUUCUCCUGGACUACCUCUUCCAAAUAUACCUUUGAGUUCAAAGAAAUACAGCUAUAGCAGAUAAAAUAAGGUUUGAAAUGUUUUGGAUUUUGCUUUCAGUACUGGAGUAGUUGAAUGUAGGAAUGGUUACUGUAUUUCCACUGUAAGGAACAAGGUGAUGGGUUGGAGGAAACCUAAUCUGUACUAGCCAUUGGCUGGCAGGUGGUAAUGAGCUUCUUCCCUGGGAGAAGAAAAAAAAAUCAGGAUUGGAAGAGUCUGCUCUUGUUCAGGAGCUGCCGACUGGGAUUGUCAGCAAAGAAAUCAGGAGCUGAAUCUGUUUCUCUCACUAAUAAAUGAAGUAGCAGACCCAAGGCUAAAAGAGGCCUUUGAUCUUUAGGAGUGUGAUUUAUCUCAGUUAAUUCUCCCUCUUCCUUUUUGAAUUAUGUCAAGAUAUUGUGGAUGAUCCAAACCUCAGGCUUUUUAAUGUUCCUAUUUGUAUUGCCUUAUGGGAAAGCUCUAAUAAUCACAGUGCUGCUAAGCAUUGCAGAAAUAUAAAUUCUGAAAGCGGUUCUGUUGUGAAACUGGAACAUCUCAUGUUCUCAAGUGUUAAAAACACUAACU